Messenger RNA from Miscanthus lutarioriparius, 588 nucleotides. The record is from the annotation of a GenBank genome assembly. Lineage: Eukaryota; Viridiplantae; Streptophyta; Magnoliopsida; Poales; Poaceae.
AUGCCCGCGAAGAAGCGCCGGUUCCCAUCGCCGCCUUCGAAACCCCACGGCGACGUGGCGGCUCCCAGUCCCACCUCUGAUGCCGCCGCCGGCGGAGGCGUAGUUGAAGGAAGAGGAGGGCGCCCGCCGUUGACGAGCAGGGGCGCCGCCAGGCCGAGGUUGACUGGCCCGGACCCGGAGCCACAGGGCAGACUCGAAGACGAUUCGGACGCGGAGGGUGACGGCGGCGCGGACGACGGCGACAGUGAGUCCUCGCAGAGCGACCACGGCGGCACCGACGAGUUUAUGCUAGUGAAAUUAGCAGAUAUACUGAAGGAGGUUCAGUGCCCUAUCUGCUUAGGCAUUAUCCGGAAGACAAGGACAGUUAUGGAAUGUUUGCACUGGUUCUGUAGAGACUGCAUUGACAAAUCUAUGCGACUAGGAAAUAACGAAUGCCCAGCGUGUCGCACUCAUUGUGCAAGCAGACGUUCUUUGAGGGACGAUCCUAAGUAUGAUGCGCUGAUUGCAGCCUUGUAUCCAGAUAUUGAUAAGUAUGAGGAAGAGGUGAUGUCCUAUGUCUAUAACUCAAUAUGCCCUAUCAUCAUUUAG